Messenger RNA from Struthio camelus australis, 1813 nucleotides. NCBI's taxonomy places the organism in Eukaryota, Metazoa, Chordata, Aves, Struthioniformes, Struthionidae. The record is from RefSeq and is a predicted model, not a curated record.
AUGGAGAAGCUUUAUUCUCUUCAUCUUGCUCCCUGGGUACCAGUUGUGGGUCUGGAAAUUCAUGCGCAAAUUAGUUCAAAUUCAAAACUCUUUUCUGGUUCCCAAGUCCAGUUUGCAGCACCUCCUAACUCCUUGGUAUCUUUCUUUGAUGCUUCUUUACCAGGAACCUUACCAGUUCUCAACAGGAGAUGUGUAGAAGCAGCAGUGAUGACAGGCCUGGCACUCAACUGCAGCAUAAACAAGAAGUCCUUGUUUGACAGAAAACACUAUUUCUAUGCAGAUCUGCCUGCUGGCUAUCAAAUCACUCAGCAAAGAGUUCCUAUUGCAGUGAAUGGGAGUCUGUCGUACAGUCUCUGCGUGGACAACAAAAUGAGCCAGAUGGUGACCAAAACUGUGAGGAUUAAGCAAAUCCAAUUGGAGCAAGACAGUGGAAAGAGUCUCCAUGAUGACGCAAGGAGCCAGACUCUCAUUGACCUGAAUAGGGCUGGAGUCGGCCUCAUGGAGGUUGUCAUGGAGCCUGAUAUGUGCUGUGGGGAAGAAGCAGCUGCAGCAGUCAGAGAGCUUCAGCUUAUUCUUCAAACACUUGGGAGCAGCCAAGCAAUCAUGGCAGAGGGUCAGCUGAGAGUGGAUGCCAAUGUUUCUGUGCAUCACCCCGGAGAGCCUUAUGGAGUGAGGACUGAAGUGAAGAAUAUCAAUAGCAUGCGAUUCCUGGCAAAAGCAGUAGACUAUGAAAUACAGAGGCAGAUUGAAGAACUUGAAAAUGGAGGGACAAUUCUGAAUGAAACAAGAGCCUUUGAUUCCAAGCUUGGGUGCACUAUACCAAUGAGAGAUAAAGAAGGGAAACAGGAUUAUAGGUUCAUGCCGGAGCCAAAUCUUCCUCCAUUGAUUCUGUAUGAUGCCAGAUCUUUGCCAGUUGAUAUGAACCAUCAGCAAGUAGUAAAUAUUGAUUGGAUUCGAGAGAGACUUCCUGACCUCCCCAGUGUGACGAGAGCAAAGCUUGUUGAACUGUAUGGGAUUCUUCCUGAACACAGCUUCACCUUAUUGAAUGAAGACGGAUUAGCAGAAUACUUUGAAAAUGUAAUAAAAAAGACGCAGAUGAAGCCAAAGAAAGUGAUCGGCUGGAUUCUAAAUGACCUACUCAGUUACUUAAAACAGCAUGCCCUUACAGUGAAGGAAAGCCCCGUCAGUUCUUUUCUCCUGGCGGACCUUCUGAACCUUCUAGAAAAAAGAGAAAUUUCUUCUUCAGCAGCCAAACAAGUGCUUGAGGAAUUGUGGAAGGGGGAAGGGAAGACCCCUCUUGAAAUUGUUAAAGAAAAGAAACUUGAACUGAUCCAGGAUCAAAAAGAGCUUGAACAAAUCUGCCAGGCGGUGAUUGAUGGACAAGAAGAUGAGGUUAUGGCAAUAAAAGCAGGAAACCUAAAAGUUCUAAAUAAGUUAAUUGGACUGGUUCAGAGAGCAACACGAGGACGAUCCAAUCCUGUUCUGGUGAAGCAAAUACUGGAGAAGAAGCUGUCAGAAUAACAGUACAAAAUAACUGCACAAAUACCUACAGAAGGUGCCAUUUGCUUCAUUCUGUUUAGUUCGGUUCUGUUCACUGCAAAUCAGCUUUGGUGACUUAGCUUGAAAGAGGAUUAUUUUUCCCACAUUGGUUACUCUUCAGAGAGCAUCAGGUUCUAGUCUUCCUUGGAUGCAUCAGCCAAAGGCAGGACAAAAAUCAAGAAGCAUUUGCAGCAGAAGACGAUACAGCCGGUCAUUUCCAUCUCCGCUUUGGUGGGAUGUUCAAAAAUGCCAUUUCCACGUAAGUAAGUGGGGG